GCCGGGAGGCAGCUGACAGGCGUCUGCGCCUUCGCUUCAUGGCCGCCCUCCCGCCCCGCCUGGGCUCUGUGGGGAGUGGGGGAGCCCGCGGCGGCCGGGAGCCAGAGCUGGCGAGCCGAGCAGGGGGCUGUGCGCGGCGCCGCUGAGGCGCAGCAUGUGAAGAGGAGACGGCUUCCAGUGCGAGGCGAGCCUCUCAGCCGGCCGGGAUGGCUACGACGGCCGAGCUCUUCGAGGAGCCUUUUGUGGCAGAUGAGUAUAUUGAAAGACUUGUGUGGAGAACCCCAGGAGGAGGCUCUAGAGGGGGACCUGAAGCUUUUGAUCCCAAAAGGUUAUUAGAAGAAUUUGUAAAUCAUAUUCAAGAACUCCAGAUAAUGGAUGAAAGGAUUCAAAGGAAAGUAGAGAAACUAGAGCAACAGUGUCAGAAAGAAGCCAAGGAAUUUGCCAAGAAGGUACAAGAGCUCCAGAAAAGCAAUCAGGUUGCCUUCCAACAUUUCCAAGAACUAGAUGAGCACAUCAGCUAUGUAGCAACCAAGGUCUGUCACCUUGGAGACCAGUUGGAAGGGGUAAACACACCUAGACAACGGGCAGUGGAGGCUCAGAAAUUGAUGAAAUACUUCAAUGAGUUUCUAGAUGGAGAAUUGAAAUCUGAUGUUUUUACAAAUUCUGAAAAGAUCAAGGAGGCAGCAGACAUCAUUCAGAAGUUGCACCUAAUUGCCCAAGAGUUACCUUUUGACAGAUUUUCAGAAGUAAAAUCCAAAAUUGCGAGUAAAUACCAUGAUUUAGAAUGCCAACUGAUUCAGGAGUUUACCAGUGCUCAAAGAAGAGGUGAAAUCUCCAGAAUGCGAGAAGUAGCAGCAGUUUUGCUUCAUUUUAAGGGUUAUUCCCAUUGUGUUGAUGUUUAUAUAAAACAGUGCCAGGAGGGUGCUUACUUGAGAAAUGAUAUAUUUGAAGAUGCAGCAAUACUCUGUCAACGGGUAAACAAACAAGUUGGAGAUAUCUUUAGUAAUCCAGAAACAGUACUGGCUAAACUUAUUCAAAAUGUAUUUGAAAUCAAACUACAGAGUUUUGUGAAAGACCAGUUAGAAGAAUGUAGGAAGUCUGAUGCAGAGCAGUAUCUCAAAAAUCUCUAUGAUUUAUAUACAAGAACCACAAAUCUUUCCAGCAAGUUGAUGGAGUUUAACUUAGGUACUGAUAAACAGACUUUCUUGUCUAAGCUUAUCAAAUCCAUUUUCAUUUCCUAUUUGGAGAACUACAUUGAGGUAGAGACUGGAUAUUUGAAAAGCAGAAGUGCUAUGAUCCUACAGCGCUAUUAUGAUUCAAAAAACCAUCAAAAGAGAUCCAUUGGCACAGGAGGUAUUCAAGAUUUGAAAGAGAGAAUUAGACAACGUACUAACUUACCACUGGGGCCAAGUAUCGAUACUCAUGGGGAAACUUUCCUAUCUCAAGAAGUGGUGGUUAAUCUUUUACAAGAAACCAAACAAGCCUUUGAAAGAUGUCAUAGGCUUUCUGAUCCUUCUGAUUUACCAAGGAAUGCCUUUAGAAUUUUUACCAUUCUUGUGGAAUUUUUAUGUAUUGAGCAUAUCGAUUAUGCUUUGGAAACAGGACUUGCUGGAAUUCCUUCUUCAGAUUCUAGGAAUGCAAAUCUCUAUUUUUUGGAUGUUGUGCAACAGGCCAAUACUAUUUUUCAUCUUUUUGACAAGCAGUUUAAUGAUCACCUUAUGCCACUAAUAAGCUCUUCUCCUAAGUUAUCUGAAUGCCUUCAGAAGAAAAAAGAAAUAAUUGAACAAAUGGAGAUGAAAUUGGAUACUGGCAUUGAUAGGACGUUAAAUUGUAUGAUUGGACAGAUGAAGCAUAUCUUGGCUGCAGAACAAAAGAAAACAGAUUUUAAGCCAGAAGAUGAAAACAAUGUUUUGAUUCAAUAUACUAAUGCCUGUGUUAAAGUCUGUGCUUACGUGAGAAAGCAAGUGGAAAAGAUUAAAAAUUCCAUGGAUGGGAAGAAUGUGGAUACAGUUUUGAUGGAACUUGGCGUACGUUUUCAUCGACUUAUUUAUGAGCAUCUUCAACAAUAUUCCUACAGUUGUAUGGGUGGCAUGUUAGCAAUUUGUGAUGUAGCUGAAUAUAGGAAGUGUGCCAAAGACUUCAAGAUCCCACUGGUAUUACAGCUUUUUGAUACUCUGCAUGCACUUUGCAAUCUUCUGGUAGUCGCCCCAGAUAAUUUAAAGCAAGUCUGCUCAGGAGAACAACUUGCUAAUCUGGACAAAAACAUUCUUCACUCCUUCGUACAACUUCGUGCUGACUAUAGAUCUGCCCGCCUUGCUCGACAUUUCAGCUGAGGUUGAAUUUACAAGGGAAACAUGUUGUACUUCAGCAGGUCUUGGUUGACAGAAAGCACAGGAGAUUUCUUAUGACACAGCCAACAUUUUAUGGAAAAAUGACUGUUUGGAAAAACAGCAGCCAUACUUACCCUUGAGAUUUUAUUUGAAAUUUGGACACUACCCAGCCAUAUUUUGCUUUUUUCCCCUUAAGUUAAAUUUUAAUUCCAUUCUUGAACUUAACAAAUUUCAAAUUCUAAAUUUCAAAUUAUGUGAAACUACGUGUCACUCUUUUCAUCCUGGAAAAUGCUGGUGUCAGAAGACAAAUGAGAUGUUAUCACUGUUCCAGUUCAUGUUCUUUGACAUAUUCCAUUGGGAAGUUUCACCAUCCUAUUUUUCAUUGAUGGUAAAAUACAGCAAAACUGCAUUUAUUAUUUACCAAUUUUUAAAGACCUUUUCAGCACUUGGUAAUUGUUAACCAAUUGUUAUUUUAGGUUUUCUUAGAGAACUUUUGCCUCUUUCAAAAGGUUAACAACUGAGCAUAAUUUCUGUAGUUGGUUAAUUGGAUUUUUCCCUGAGGUACAACAAUAGUAUUCCAAGAAAAAUGUUAUAAACUGAACUAAUAUGAUGAAAUGUUUUAUGUAGAUAUUAGGAGUGGAUCAGAAUACAUCUGCUUUCUGGGUAAAAAAACUUAAAGUUUACUAUUUCUUAUUUCAUAAACAGAUUUUAAGCCAAUGCUAGCAAGAAAUUAAUAAGUCUACCUUAUUUUAUAUUUCACUUAAGGUAAGGUGGAGGACCUUAACUGAAGGACCAUAUUUAUUCAUUAUUUUAAUAUUAUAAGGGAAGUAAAGUUGAGGUAUAGUCUAAAUGGUGAAUAUGAGAAAUAUUGACAGUGUUUAGCAACAAUGCAGCCCUUUAAGAUUACUUUCUUAAUACUAAACUGGAAUAAGAUGGGAUGGCUGAACAUUGAUAAUCUAUUUUAAGGGGAAUCAGUAAUUGAUAGAUAGCAUUAUAUAUUCUAAGUCUGGAGACAAGCUUUGUGAAGACUGAUUGCUUUUCAGAUCUAUAGUUUCUGUCAUCUUUUUCAAGGCAUUUCUGAAGCAAUUCUUGAAUGGAGUUAACUGAAUUGGCUUAAUAUGGUGACAUAAUAAAUCACUUAUAAAAUUUUAAACGUCAAGUGGAAAUUUAGCAAGGCUAUUUACUCUACAAUCUCUCUAAACUUGCUCUGCAAGAAUUCAUUCUUAUCUGUGUGUAGUAUUUCAGUUCCCUUUGUGUUGUUCGCAAUCUUCUAAGAACAGAUAAACUUUAAUGUUCAGCUCAUUCUUGGCAUUUUUUUCCUUUAAUGUAGGCUUUUUGGCCUAAUUUUGGCAAACUACUUUUCUUUUAAGACUAUGUUUCUGAAUAGUCAUCAAUCUUACCAAAACUUCCAGAUCCAGCACUACCUACUGUUUAAGUUACUAUUGACUGAAUUUUCUUAAUUUUCUGUUUAGCCCAGUGUUAUCAAGGUAAGCAAAAGAAACAAAGUAUGCCAACUUUUAUCAAAGCAUUUUAGAAAAUUAUGGCAGCUUUAGAAAGCUGUCUAGUUUUCUAUUCCCUAGCCAAGGGGAGAGCCAGAACAGAUUUUGGAUACUAGAGAAAGUCAUAUGCUUGUACUAUUGCCAUUUUAGAAAGCUCUGAUGUGAAUUCAAAUUAUACCUCUGUUACUUAAAGCCAACAAUUUUAAAGCAGUAGUUUUACUGGCCAUUUGAACUCUUUGUACAGUGUCAAUUUGUUAAAAAAAAAAAAAAAAAAAAAAAAAAAAACAAGAGAGAGAGAAAGAGAAAACAAAAUCUUAAAUAAAACACAAGAGAACAUUUUAAGACUUCCAAAUCAGAGAAGUGCUUCAAAUUAUUUUGUUUGGAUUAAUUUUUUUAAAUGUAAAACAUAAACAUGUUGCUUAAAUAUUUUGUUAAUUAUUAUUACCAUGCUUGAAUUUUGUGCAAUAUUUUCCAUUAUGUCCAUUGACCAAGGCAGUGACAAAGAAAACUCAUAAGUGAAUACUUAAUUUAGAAGUGUUAACAUUAAUGCUUAAUAAACAAAUUCCCUGCAAUUGUUUUUUUAUUUCACUCCAUUUUUUACAUGUUAAGGGUAUCCAUACUUAAUUUUCUAAAUUAUUGCUAUUUAAGUUUUUAAGAUGUUCCUUAUUUUUUAUAGGUCUUCUCACCUCCUUUUUUUUUUUUAGAAGAAAAAUACUUUUUUUUUUCUAAGAUUAGAAAUUUAACUGAUUAUCUUUCUUUAAAAAAUUUUGUUCUAUAAAGCCCUGUGCAUUCCUUGCAUUCUUUUUAUUCCAAUUUUUAAAGCAUUUUUUAUAUUUAUGACCACUAUUAAAUUUUGCCCACAAUUUAUGACUCAAAAAAGAUGAUCAAUAAGUAAGAUGUUUUUCAAAUGCACAUGAUAAAAUUUUAAGUAGCAAUAAUGGAACUUUGUAUAUUAGUAACAUUAGACAACAUUUGAUUAAAGAGAAUCCUUAAUAGUUUUCUGCAUUUCUACAGGAGCUAACAGACAAUAUCUAUGUAAUGUUUUGAAGUGGAAAAUAUGCUCCAAAACACUGCAAAUUAUUUUUCUGAAACUUAAGUAUAUUAUGUUAAAAUACAGGACACAGGUUUUAGCCUCUUUAAGUUAUGGUAUUGAAAAUGACAGUCGACCACAGUAGAUGAAUAGUCCUUAUGAAGAAUUAUAAAAUAACAGUUGAAUGAAUCUUUAGACAGAUGACUCAUUGACUAUUUCAAGACAAGUAUUAGCCUCAUUUUGAGCAUCUCCAUGGUUGCAAGUACCUAGCACCUAACUUUUUUAAAAAAGAACUGCUAAAUACAUUAACUUAUGAUAUAUUUAGAUGAUUUUCUUUCCUCUUUCACUUUAAAUUUUCACUAUCUGAACAUCAGCCUUCUGGCUUACAGUGAAAUAAUUUUAUUAUUAGAUUGAUUCAAAGUGGAGAAUGUACUGCUUCCUUAAAAUGCCUUUUUCUCAUCUAAGAUGGUGAAUAUUUACAGGUAUCCAGAUAAAGAGAUUUUGGUUCCUGAAAUGCCACAAAACCUUUUAAGGUGGUCAUGUUUAUAAGUUAGUGCCUAAAACAUGCUUGAACAACUGUUAUGUGAGAGUCAGCAAGGUUCACUCUGUGCAUAAUUUGUUAUUAACUUAAAAAGCUCAAAUCUGGGAUUUAACUUUUUUUUUAUCAAUACAAAAGUAGGUUUCAUAUUACCCACAUACUAUUCAUUGACUCAGAAGUGUGAGGUACUUUCUAGAAGUGUACUGAAUUCUCCUGAUUUCUAUUGGAGAAUUUGAUAUCAAAAGCACUUUAAGCUUUCAUCCAGUGAAUUUCAGUAUACUCAAUUCGGUAGUACUUCUCUCCGCUUGAGAAACUCGGUCCUGAAAUACGUUAUGUGCUUUGGAGGAAAAGACCAGUUUAUAUUGUUAGAGUAAAUAAUUCUACAUAAAGUAAAACAACAAUUUUUAAAUAUUGAUGCAUAAUAAAGAUAAUUCUAGCUACAUUUAUUGGUUCAAAUUCAGUGCACUAUGCUAAUCAUUUGUACACAUGAUCUCAUUUGAUUCCAAAACAGCCUUAAGAGUUGGGUAGUAUUAUCUCCAUUUGACAGAUGAAAUAUCUAAGCCACAAAAAACAUUAAGUAGACCUGCUAAAGGUCUGUAGGUAAUAAAAGGCUCAGAUUGAAACCUAAAUCUUUCUCACUCACUCUUGAUGUUCUGUGCACUAUUCUCCCUAUGUAACAUUAAAUAGGUCUUUUAUUUUGAUAGACUCAUUAGUUUUCCUUAGUCUAAUUUCCUUCUCAUUCAAUGUUUGUUUCCCACUGUAGUGUUUAGGCUAUGAAGUUGAUACACAGGAUCAGUAUUUCAUUUACUGUUGGAUUU
Messenger RNA from Panthera uncia (snow leopard), 6215 nucleotides. RefSeq names its product exocyst complex component 5 (gene EXOC5). Gene Ontology annotation, cellular component: exocyst; cytoplasm. The transcript has 18 exons. Lineage: Eukaryota; Metazoa; Chordata; Mammalia; Carnivora; Felidae. The record is from RefSeq and is a predicted model, not a curated record. The coding region runs from base 207 to 2333 and encodes 708 amino acids. Gene Ontology annotation, biological process: exocytosis; Golgi to plasma membrane transport.